AUGCUUGCCACAUGUGGCCUGGGCCAGGCACCCUCACACCCAGUAGGCCUGAGUCUUCAAGAUGGAAGGUGGAAGGAUAGACUAAGUGCACUGCAGGCAUCGCAGCAACCAGAUGUGUGCAGGUGGCUGAGCCCCUUCAUCCUCACCUGCUCAGUCUACUUCCUCCUCUGGAUUCCUGAGGACCAGCCAUCGUGGGUCAGUGCCCUAGUCAAGUGCCUGCCUGUCAUCUGCCUGGUUGUGUUCCUGUGGGCUGUGCCCUCGGGCAGGGGCUACACCUGGCUCCUCCAGGGAGCCCUCGUGUGCUCGGCUGUGGGGGAUGCCUGCCUCAUCUGGCCAGAGACCUUCCUCUAUGGCAUGGCUGCCUUUGCUGUGGCCCUCCUACUCUACUUUGGGGCCUUCAGCCUCUCUUCUCUGCAGCCGGGCCUGCUGCUGCCCAUCUUCCUGGCCUUCGUAACAUAUUACAGCCACCUGCUGCUGCACCUUGAGCCGGACAUGGUCCUGCCUGUGGCAGCCUACGGGCUCAUCCUGACUGCCAUGCUGUGGCGUGGCCUGGCCCAGAGUGGGAGCGCCAGGUGGGGCGCUCUGCUCUUCACGCUCUCUGAUGGCGUGCUGGCCUGGAACACCUUCGCUCAGACUCUGCCUCACGCCCGGUUGGUGACCAUGACCACCUACUAUGCUGCCCAGCUCCUUAUUGCUCUGUCAGCCCUCAGGAGCUCGGGGCUCAAGACAGACUGACUAGGGAGCCAGACAGGCCCACAUCCCCUUCCUCCCCUCCUGCAAGGACUUGGGCCUCCCAGACUGGCCAGGCCUGGGAAAUGCCCUCGGCAGCAAAGCUUCUUGGUGCCUGUUUGUAGGCACUGGGCUGUCUUAAGAUAUUUGGUACCAUUUGCAGAAUUCCAAAUCCACCUCCAGGUUUCACCCACUCUUCCCUCAGUUCCGAUUCCAGAUUCUAGGCCCCUCAACCAUACCACAUUUGGCCCUCCACAACCUCCUGACUGUUCCUGUGUUCCCAGCUGGCCUCCCAUGUCUGCUUGUCCACUUUCCACUGC
Molecule: messenger RNA, 1049 nt
Organism: Cynocephalus volans (Philippine flying lemur)
Lineage: Eukaryota; Metazoa; Chordata; Mammalia; Dermoptera; Cynocephalidae
Gene: TMEM86B
Product: transmembrane protein 86B
Exons: 4
Coding region: 1-735 (244 amino acids)
Biological process (GO): ether lipid metabolic process
Cellular component (GO): membrane
Molecular function (GO): alkenylglycerophosphocholine hydrolase activity
Source: RefSeq, a predicted model, not a curated record